Molecule: messenger RNA, 3576 nt
Organism: Mobula hypostoma (lesser devil ray)
Lineage: Eukaryota; Metazoa; Chordata; Chondrichthyes; Myliobatiformes; Myliobatidae
Product: podocan-like protein 1
Exons: 10
Coding region: 67-1881 (604 amino acids)
Molecular function (GO): protein binding
Source: RefSeq, a predicted model, not a curated record
GACUCUUUUCUCCCUCUCUCCCAGGGAACAUCCCCUCAGUCCCGGGAGCCGCUCUCUCUGAGACCCAUGGAUUCAUCAGUCGGACAGCUGGUCUUUGGCAAACACAGCAGGAUGUUACCAUGGGUGUCCCUGCUGCUCGUCUUCCUGAUGACCAUCCCCCCCACAUCUCCCACGUCCAGCCACGAAGAGGAUGAGCCCCAUGUGCCCCUGAGAGACGAGGUGACCCGCUGCCCGUCCAGAUGCAUCUGCACUAGAGAAGAGAUGGUGGACUGUGGUGGUGUGGAUCUCAGCCUUUUCCCAAGCAACCUGUCUGCUAACAUCCAGCUCUUGUCCCUGCAGAAUAACCAGCUGGAAAAGAUUCCGGCAGAGGAACUGUCCAAGCUCACCAAACUGAGAACACUCAGCUUACACAACAACAAGCUUCUCUCCAGAGGGUUACCAGACAAGGCUUUCAAGUUUCUGCGGGAACUGGAGCACCUCUACUUGUCCAAUAAUAAGCUGACAGUGACACCCAGGAGGCUACCCAACACUUUGCAAAUCGUUGACUUUGCUGCCAACCACCUGAAGGAGGUAUCCGUGCUCACAUUCAGCCACAAGCCAUGGCUCAGGUCUAUCUAUCUCCACAACAAUAAGCUGACAAACUCGGGCUUGCCCAAGGCCAUGUUCAAUGGCUCGCAGAUGGUGACUACUUUAAUUCUAUCCAGCAACAAGCUAAGACAAGUACCCGAGAACCUCCCACCUCUGCUUGCCCAGCUGCAUUUACAGAACAACAAAAUCACAAAGAUCCCCAAAGGUGCCUUCAGAAACUUGGAGCAACUUCGAGAACUCUACUUGCAACGCAACCGUCUCUCUAACGCAGGUAUAACUGCACAAACCUUCAGUAAAAUGAAGGGGCUGGAGUACCUGGAUCUGUCCAGUAACGGCCUGGUGAAGAUCCCAGAAGGACUCCCACCCAACAUCGUCAUCCUGCAGCUGGGGAAGAACCGCAUCACCUCCAUUUCCGAGAGCAGCAUCAAUGGGAUCCGGAACCUGGAAUACCUACUGCUUCAAAACAACCGUAUCACCAGCGCUGGGAUCCAUAGGGGGGCUUUCGCAAAGGUGAGAAAUUUACACACUCUUCACCUGUUUAACAAUCCACUUGGAAAGGUCCCGGAUGGUCUCCCUCGCCGAGUCAACUCUCUCAUGCUCCUCCACAAUGGCAUCCAAGAGAUCGGUCCCAGUGACUUUGUCACCACGUACCACCUGACCGAGUUGAACCUGAGCUACAACAAACUCCACAGCGAGCGCGUUCACCGACUGGCUUUUCGGAAGCUUCAUCGCUUGAAGAGGAUCGACCUGUCGGGCAACCACCUGACGCAGCUUCCCAGCGGGCUGCCGCCUGGCCUGGAAACUCUGAUCGCGCAGCACGGUCAGAUCAACCGGCUCUCUGUCACGAGUCUGCGCAACAUGAAGGCCCUGCAGGAACUGCGCCUCAAUCACAAUGAGCUGACCGUCCGCAAGAUAGAACCAGGAACCUGGGGGCAGGUCCCCAACCUCAAGUUAUUGGAUCUGGGAUAUAACAAAUUGUCCUACGUGCCUCCGGACCUCCCGGAAUCGCUGGAGUAUAUCUACCUGCAGAAUAACCACAUUUCAAUGAUCACCUCGGACUCCUUUGCCUCCACUUUAAAUAUUAAAGUCAUCGUUCUGAGGUCAAACCGGUUGACUUCUGCAGGUCUGGAGAGGAAAGCACUCAUGGGACUGCAACAUCUGCAAGUUCUAGAUCUGACAGGAAACCUAGAGCACAUCAAUGUCCUUUUGCACAGUGACUUGGAAGAACUGACUCAAGCAGACAGCAUCAACGCAGUGGCCAGGCAAAGAAAUACAAGCAGUCAGCUGAGCUGAGGAACGCAGAGGCUGUCCAUAGCCAGCUAGAACAGUGAGUAACGCAAUCAUGAAACACCAACUUAAGAGCCCUUACCGUCAGAACUCACCAAUUGAUAAACUUAAACAAACCCAUUACCUGGAGCAGUCAUAACCUCAACCUACUUUCUGCUGAUCAUAUCAACCUGACUUUAUAUUAAAUGUAUUUGACUUCUCUAAGAGUCAAUAAAUUGUAAGUAGUUAAACAUAAAACUGUUUAGUGACACCAGCAUAAUGAUAAACCCGAACAAGAAAACUAUCAGAUGCUCCAAACCUGAAAUAAAACAGAAAAUUCUUCAAAUACUCAGCAGGUUUGGGCACCAUCUGUGGAGAGAGAAAUGAGAAAUGAGAAAUGAGAAACUGAUGAGUUCUGAUGAAGUACCCCACAUCUGAAAUAUUAACUGCUUAUAUCACGACAGAGGAUCCUAACCACCUGAAUGCUUGCAGUAUUUUUUGCUUUUAUUGAAAGAUAAUGUAAUUACAUAAUGAAAGAUUCAGUAAUUAAGUGUAAAUGAAUUAUUCCUGCACUCAGUCCACACUGUCCUCUUUCUCUAAUUACCUGGUUAAAUAGAAAGACUAUGGGGGAUGGAAACUGCUAUGAUAAAGCCAGAUAUUCCUGUUCAGAUAAGUCUGACCAGAGCCUCCUCUAUAGCCACGACAAGGCUAAACUCAGAUUGGAGGAGCAACACCUCAUAUUCCCUUUGGGUAGCCUUCAACCUGAUGGCAUGAACAUCUAUUUUUCUAACUUCUGGUAACUCACGGUCUUGUUUUUUUUAUUCCCCAUUCUGGUUAUCCUUUCACCCCUUCCCUUUUCCUCAUAUGUCCAUCAAUUUCCUCUGGCUCCCCUCAUUCCUUCAAUUCUUCCACGGUCCAUUGUCCUCUCCUAUCAGAUUCCUUCUUCAACGCUUUACCUCUUCACCUAUCACCUCCCAGCUUCUUACUUUGCCACCUAUCCCCCUCAUUCACUCACCUACCACCUCCUUGUACCCUUUUUCCCUCCCUACACCUUAUUCUGGUUUCUUUCCCCAUUCUUUGCAGUCCUGAUUAAGGUCUUAGCCCAAAAUAUUGAUUGUUUAUUCCUCUUCACAGAUGCUGCCUGACUUGUUGAGUUGCUCCAGCAUUCUGUGUAUGUUUUACCCGAUUGAAACAUCUAGUACUCAUGGAGAACUCUCAAUUCUUCAAUAAAAUAUUCCCUUAAAUCAAUAGGACAAGCAAGUCUUAGCUGACAAAUUAAAGGGAGCAUCCACAAUAUAGUGCUGAUUCAUUAAGGCCUUGCAUGUUGAUUUCAAUCAAGAUCUGUUUCCAAUUCUAAGCUGACCAACUGAGCCAUUCAUUACGUAUUUUGGUAUCCUUCAGUUGCUGAACUUUAGAACAAAUCUCUAGGAGCAGUGAUUCUUCACACAGUCGGUUCAAACUGUUUGAUCCACUUCUCCAUCAAGACAGCCCGACAAAUCUACAUUUGUAUAGCACCUUUUGUGUAUGCACAAUGUUCAAAAAAGUGCAAAGGAAAUUCUUGUUUGAAGAAUACCAGCAUCUAAAAAACUCUUAGGUAGGCACAUUAAUUGAUAGAACACUGAGGGGUAUGUAGGAAGGAAAUUAGAUUGAGUUUAAGAGUAGGUCAAAAAGUCAGGCCAAAGGGCCUACACUAUACUGUAAUGUUCUAUGUUCUAUGAAAUG